Molecule: messenger RNA, 2857 nt
Organism: Eptesicus fuscus (big brown bat)
Lineage: Eukaryota; Metazoa; Chordata; Mammalia; Chiroptera; Vespertilionidae
Gene: EIF3B
Product: eukaryotic translation initiation factor 3 subunit B
Exons: 19
Coding region: 55-2451 (798 amino acids)
Biological process (GO): translational initiation
Cellular component (GO): eukaryotic translation initiation factor 3 complex
Molecular function (GO): translation initiation factor activity; RNA binding; translation initiation factor binding
Source: RefSeq, a predicted model, not a curated record
GCGCGGGGCGGCCUGGGAGAGUCGGAAGCGCGGCGAGGCGGCAGCGGCGGGCCCAUGCAGGACGCGGAGAACGUGGCGGCGCCCGAGGCGGCCGAGGAGCGGGCCGAGCCCGGACAGCAGCAGCCGGCCGCCGAGCCGCCGGGGGAGGAGCCGGCGCGGCCCGAGGGGCCCGGCGCGCAGGAGGCGGCGGACGGCGAGGACGAGGAGGCGGAGGCCGGGCCAGGCCCUGAAGUGCCCGCCGAGCCCGCGGCCGACGGGGAGGAGGCGGCCGGCGCGACCCCCGGCCCGUCCCCGCCGCCGCCCGAGGAGCCCCCCGCCGCCGCCCCGGCCGAGGACGAGGCCCCGGGGGAGCAGGCCCGGGACGCGGCGGCCGAAGCCCGGUCCGAUGGGGCGGGCGGGGUGCAGGGCGGUCCCGCUGAGGACGCCGGCGUGGCCGAGAAUGGGGACGCGGACGAGCCCUCCUUCAGCGACCCCGAGGACUUCGUGGACGACGUGAGCGAGGAAGAGUUACUGGGGGAUGUGCUCAAAGACCGGCCUCAGGAGGCGGACGGGAUCGACUCGGUGAUCGUGGUCGACAAUGUUCCUCAGGUGGGACCUGACCGGCUGGACAAGCUCAAAAAUGUCAUCCACAAGAUCUUCUCCAAGUUCGGGAAGAUCACCAACGACUUCUACCCAGAGGAGGAGGGCAAGACGAAAGGCUACAUUUUCCUGGAGUACGCGUCUCCUGCCCAUGCCCUGGAUGCCGUGAAGAAUGCCGACGGCUACAAGCUCGACAAGCAGCACACCUUCAGAGUCAACCUCUUCACCGACUUUGACAAGUACAUGACGAUCAGUGAUGAAUGGGAUAUUCCAGAGAAACAGCCUUUCAAAGACUUGGGGAAUCUACGCUACUGGCUGGAGGAGGCGGAGUGCAGGGAUCAGUACAGUGUGAUCUUCGAGAGUGGAGACCGCACCUCCAUAUUCUGGAAUGACGUGAAGGAUCCCGUAUCGAUCGAAGAGAGAGCGCGGUGGACAGAGACGUACGUGCGCUGGUCUCCCAAGGGCACCUACCUGGCGACCUUCCAUCAGCGCGGCAUUGCUCUCUGGGGGGGAGAGAAAUUCAAACAGAUUCAGAGAUUCAGCCACCCGGGGGUCCAGCUCAUUGACUUCUCACCUUGCGAGAGAUACCUGGUGACCUUCAGCCCCCUGAUGGACACACAGGAUGACCCUCAGGCCAUCAUCAUCUGGGACAUCCUCACCGGGCAGAAGAAGAGAGGCUUCCACUGUGAAAGCUCCGCUCAUUGGCCGAUUUUCAAGUGGAGCCAUGAUGGCAAGUUCUUUGCGCGGAUGACCCUCGACACCCUCAGCAUCUACGAAACCCCUUCUAUGGGCCUCCUGGACAAGAAGAGCUUGAAGAUCUCCGGCAUCAAAGACUUUUCUUGGUCCCCUGGUGGUAACAUCAUAGCCUUUUGGGUGCCCGAAGACAAAGAUAUUCCCGCACGGGUGACCCUGAUGCAGCUGCCCAGCCGGCAGGAGAUCCGAGUCAGGAACCUCUUCAACGUGGUGGACUGCAAGCUGCACUGGCAGAAGAACGGGGACUACCUGUGUGUGAAGGUGGACAGGACUCCCAAGGGCACCCAGGGUGUUGUCACGAACUUUGAAAUUUUCCGAAUGAGGGAAAAGCAGGUCCCUGUCGAUGUGGUGGAAAUGAAAGAGCCCAUCAUCGCCUUCGCCUGGGAGCCGAACGGGAGCAAGUUCGCGGUGCUGCACGGAGAGGCCCCCCGCAUAUCCGUGUCCUUCUACCACGUGAAGAGCAACGGGAAGAUCGAGCUCAUCAAAAUGUUUGACAAGCAGCAGGCCAACACCAUCUUCUGGAGCCCCCAAGGACAGUUCGUGGUGCUGGCCGGUCUCAGGAGCAUGAACGGCGCCCUGGCGUUUGUGGACACGUCGGACUGCACCGUCAUGAACAUUGCAGAGCACUACAUGGCCUCCGACGUGGAGUGGGACCCGACUGGGCGCUACGUAGUCACCUCUGUGUCCUGGUGGAGCCACAAGGUGGACAAUGCGUACUGGCUGUGGACCUUCCAGGGCCGCCUCCUGCAGAAGAACAACAAGGACCGCUUCUGCCAGCUGCUGUGGAGGCCGCGGCCCCCCACGCUCCUGAGCCAGGACCAGAUCAAGCAAAUUAGAAAAGAUCUGAAGAAAUACUCCAAGAUCUUCGAACAGAAGGAUCGUCUGAGCCAGUCCAAAGCCUCGAAGGAACUGGUGGAGAGGCGGCGCACCAUGAUGGAGGACUUCCGGAAGUACCGGAAAAUGGCCCAGGAGCUCUACAUGGAGCAGAAGAACGAGCGUCUGGAGUUGCGAGGAGGCGUGGACACCGACGAGCUGGACAGCAACGUGGAUGACUGGGAGGAGGAGACCAUCGAGUUCUUUGUCACGGAAGAGAUCAUCCCCCUGGGGAGUCAGGAGUGACCACCGCACUGUGCGCCACCUCGUGCCGGAGCCAGGCGUCCCUGCAGCCUGCUUGGUGCCUGCGUCCCUGUGCUUCCGCUCUGACCGCGCCCCGGGAGCCGUCUCCAGAGCUGUGCCUUUACCUGGGGUCCAGCGGGCGCCUGAGGCACUGCUUCCAGCCUUUUCCUGUGGGUUUCCGAGUCACCGCGUUUGUCACAGAGACUCCCGUGCGGAGCUGCGCUGGGCCUCCUGCUGCAGCACCACCCAGGCGGCUGUCCCCUCGGCCUCCCUGCGGGGACUCUGCCUGGGGCGUGGGCAGCAGCUGGGAGCAGUGCGCCCUGUCCCUGUGCUCGGGCACCGCGUCGUCUGGUCCCGCAUCCAGGCUGUGGCAGGUCUCGAUGGAAAUAAAGCAAACCUGUAGGAACAA